AUGGCGGCUUCAUCGAUUCUAGGCCCGUGGGUUCGUUUGGAAGGCAUCUCGAUAUCUCAACUACCGCCAGGCGGGAAAGGAACCAAACCUACCAAUGCACCCCCUUCGAACGAGAAAUUCACUGAUGGGUCCGGAUCUGCCACACCUCCGAAUGUCAAGUCUUUCGUCACAAGCGUACUUUCCGAAUCCAUUCCCUUCAUCGAUGGCGUUGCCCCAAAAGCUGGUGGAGCCGCGACAUGGAAAGGCAAAGGAUCGCCAAAGAGGUAUGCUUCAUCGGAAGCGCCUGUGCAUCUUUACGAGCGCGUAGUUCCUGGAAGGGAUUUGGACAAGAUAGAAGGGAUGAGUCAAUUUUCCGCAGAUAGAAAGAACGAGACGUGGUUCUGCAGGAGGUCCAGUCAUAGGAAUAAGGCGGAGCAGGGAACGGCGAGUUGGGAGGAGUUCAUACACAGUUUCAAGGAUCACCACGCAGAGACGGAAGACGCCUUUACACCUACAGUGAUUGGUGGCAGGGAAGCUAUAAGGUGGGAUACAAGUGGCCUGGAAGUUAUCAUCUACGGUGGUCGAUGGAACAACAUUACAGUAGCUGUUGUUGAGAUGACACAUAAGAUUGAUCCGAAACCACUGCAAAACCGCACGUUUCCGGUUGUCCAAGUCGCGGCUUCUUUAGAAGGAACCUCGGAAUUUAUGGUCAUUUCAAUACCUCUGAGCGAUUUCGAAAAGUCACCCUUUGCAGACUUUGCGCGGAACAAGAGCUUGGUUGUAGCAGCAUAUGUAUCGAUCGAACGUAUUCGGGUCCUUCCAAGCAACAGCGACGUGGAGUGGAUUAUGGCUACAGCCUCUGACGCAAAGGGCGUCCUUCCUCAAUGGAUGCAAAAUCUCGCUGUUCCCACUGCCGUCGCCAAAGAUGUCGACAUGUUCUUGGCGUGGAUUGCCAGCCAGAGGAAUAGCGCCAAUGGCAAGCCAGCUCCGAUAUCCAAAAAUGCCCCGCCGAGUUCGAAUGAGGAAGCACCUCCUCCAAUUUCAAAGACCGACGACAAAACGGCUUUCAGACAAGCGGACUCGAACAAGGAUUUGCCCGUGGCGCCUGUGCAAUGA
Messenger RNA from Lachnellula hyalina, 1095 nucleotides. RefSeq lists its product as uncharacterized. The record is from RefSeq and is a predicted model, not a curated record. The transcript has a single exon. NCBI's taxonomy places the organism in Eukaryota, Fungi, Ascomycota, Leotiomycetes, Helotiales, Lachnaceae. Bases 1 to 1095 code for a protein of 364 amino acids.